Molecule: messenger RNA, 1857 nt
Organism: Closterium sp. Yama58-4
Lineage: Eukaryota; Viridiplantae; Streptophyta; Zygnematophyceae; Desmidiales; Closteriaceae
Source: the annotation of a GenBank genome assembly
AUGCUCUCUCUAUCUCUCCGCCUCCCAUACUCUCUCUUUCUCUCCGCCUCCCUUGCUCGAGCUAUCCAUCUCUCCACCUCCCUUGCUCUCUCUCUAUCUCCGCCUCCAUUGCUCGAUCUAUCUCUCUCUCCUCCUCCGCCGCUCUCCCUAUCUCUCCACCUCCCUUGCUCUCUCUCUCUCUGUCCCCCUCCCUUGCUCUCUCUCUCUCUCUGUCCCCCUCCAUUGCUCUGUCUCCUUCUCCGCCUUCUUGGUCGAGCUCUCUCUCUCUCCGCCUCUAACGCUCUCUCUAUCUCUCCACCUCCCUUGCUCUUUCUCUCUGUGUCCCCCUCCCUUGCUCUCUCUCUCUGUCCCCCCCAUUGCUCUGUCUCCUUCUCCGCCUUCUUGGUCGAGCUCUCUCUCUCUCCGCCUCCCAUACUCUCUCUUUCUCUCCGCCUCCCUUGCUCUCUCACUCUGCCCCCCUCCCUUAAUCCCUCUCUCUCUACGCCUCCCUUGCUCUCUCUCUAUCUCCGCCUCCCUUGCUCUCUCUCUAUCUCCGCCUCCCUUGCUCGAGCUCUCUCUCUCUCCUCCUCUGCCCCUCUCCCUAUCUCCCCGCCUCCCUUGCUCGAGCUAUCCAUCUCUCCGCCUCCCUUGCGCUCUCUCUUUCUCCGCCUCCCUUGCUCUCUCUCUAUCUCCGCCUCCCUUGCUCUCUCUCUCUCUGUCCGCCUCCCUUGCUCUCUCUCUCUGUCCCCCUCCAUUGCUCUGUCUCUUUCUCCGCCUUCUUGGUCGAGCUCUCUCUCUCUCUCUGCCUCUGACGCUCUCUCUAUCUCUCCGCCUCCCAUACUCUCUCUAUCUCUCCGCCUCCCUUGCUCGAGCUAUCCAUCUCUCCACCUCCCUUGCUCUCUCUCUAUCUCCGCCUCCAUUGCUCGAUCUAUCUCUCUCUCCUCCUCCGCCGCUCUCCCUAUCUCCCCGCCUCCCUUGCUCUCUCUCUCUCUGUCCCCCUCCCUUGCUCUCUCUCUCUGUCCCCCUCCAUUGCUCUGUCUCCUUCUCCGCCUUCUUGGUCGAGCUCUCUCUCUCUCCGCCUCUGACGCUCUCUCUAUCUCUCCGCCUCCCUUGCUCUUUCUCUCUGUGUCCCCCUCCCUUGCUCUCUCUCUCUGUCCCCCUCCAUUGCUCUGUCUCCUUCUCCGCCUUCUUGGUCGAGCUCUCUCUCUCUCUCCGCCUCCCAUACUCUCUCUUUCUCUCCGCCUCCCUUGCUCUCUCACUCUGUCCCCCUCCCUUAAUCCCUCUCUCUCUACGCCUCCCUUGCUCUCUCUCUAUCUCCGCCUCCCUUGCUCUCUCUCUAUCUCCGCCUCCCUUGCUCGAGCUCUCUCUCUCUCCUCCUCUGCCCCUCUCCCUAUCUCCCCGCCUCCCUUGCUCGAGCUAUCCAUCUCUCCGCCUCCCUUGCGCUCUCUCUUUCUCCGCCUCCCUUGCUCUCUCUCUAUCUCCGCCUCCCUUGCUCUCUCUCUCUCUGUCCGCCUCCCUUGCUCUCUCUCUCUGUCCCCCUCCAUUGCUCUGUCUCUUUCUCCGCCUUCUUGGUCGAGCUCUCUCUCUCUCUCUGCCUCUGACGCUCUCUCUAUCUCUCCGCCUCCCAUACUCUCUCUUUCUCUCCGCCUCCCUUGCUCGAGCUAUCCAUCUCUCCACCUCCCUUGCUCUCUCUCUAUCUCCGCCUCCAUUGCUCGAUCUAUCUCUCUCUCCUCCUCCGCCGCUCUCCCUAUCUCUCCACCUCCCUUGCUCUCUCUCUCUCUGUCCCCCUCCCUUGCUCUCUCUCUCUCUCUGUCCCCCUCCAUUGCUCUGUCUCCUUCUCCGCCUUCUUGGUCGAGCUCUCUCUCUCUCCGCCUCUGA